CACAAUAGGAGGCACUGUGAAUAAAGUAUAGUUGGCCUCAUUUACUCAGUGGUGUGUUUUCAUUUGUGGUUAAAGAUGGCGGAGUCUGAAGAACCUAAAACAACCUGCAAGUUUAUGUUUAAGAAAUCAAACAAGAAAUUUUCUGCACGCAAAAGAAAUGCUAGCGAUAGUGAUAAAGACAGAAGCAGCGACGAGGAUGCAUGUGCUGUGGUCAGAAAGAAGAAAGCUGCUGUUGUCAACCCCAUGAUUCAGAAAACAAAAAAAGUUGAGAAGGAAGUAGUUACAUCAAGUGAAAGUGAAGAAGAAAAAGGGGACAAGAGUGUGACUGUGGCGUACAAGUCUACUCGCUCAGCGAAACCAGAGGGACCAGACGAUAUGGGCGCCACUGCUGUUUAUGAAUUGGACACAGAGAGGGACAAAGAUGCUCAGGCCAUCUUUGAGCGCAGCCAGAAGAUUCAAGAAGAACUAACUGGUAAAGAAGACGAUAAAAUUUACCGUGGCAUCAACAACUAUCACAAAUUCAUCAAACCAAAAGAUUCAACCAUGGGCAACGCCUCCUCUGGUAUGGUUAGGAAAGGACCAAUCAGAGCCCCUGAACACCUCAGAGCCACGGUGCGGUGGGAUUACCAGCCUGACAUAUGUAAAGAUUAUAAAGAGACUGGCUUCUGUGGGUUUGGAGACAGCUGUAAGUUUCUGCAUGACCGCUCGGACUACAAGCACGGCUGGCAGAUCGAGCGAGAGCUUGAUGAAGGACGAUAUGGUGCGAAUGAUGAUGAGAACUAUGAGGUGAGCAGCGAUGAGGAAGAUUUUCCCUUUAAGUGUUUCAUCUGUAGAAACACUUUCAAAAAUCCCAUUGUUACAAAGUGUCGGCACUACUUCUGUGAAGGCUGUGCUCUCCAGCAUUAUCGCAAAUCUAAGCGCUGCUACGUUUGUAACCAGCAAACCAAUGGAGUUUUUAAUCCUGCCAAAGAGCUCAUGGCAAAGAUUCAAAAACACCAGGCAGCCACUGACCAGCCUCCUUCAGAUGAGGAUGACUAGAGCCAUACAGCCUACCGUCCUGCAUCUAUCUUUUAUUUUUAAAUAGUCAUUCAGGAAUCCCCGAGCUGUACAUUUUUAAAACUUUUGAAAUAAACAUGUACAUGUUUUGUUGUAGAAA
Misgurnus anguillicaudatus (oriental weatherfish) is the source of this 1156-nucleotide messenger RNA. RefSeq names its product ring finger protein 113A (gene rnf113a). Gene Ontology annotation, cellular component: U2-type spliceosomal complex. The record is from RefSeq and is a predicted model, not a curated record. Lineage: Eukaryota; Metazoa; Chordata; Actinopteri; Cypriniformes; Cobitidae. Gene Ontology annotation, molecular function: metal ion binding. Gene Ontology annotation, biological process: snoRNA splicing.